Orbicella faveolata is the source of this 1172-nucleotide messenger RNA. RefSeq lists its product as uncharacterized. The record is from RefSeq and is a predicted model, not a curated record. Gene Ontology annotation, molecular function: calcium-activated potassium channel activity; potassium channel regulator activity. Gene Ontology annotation, cellular component: membrane; voltage-gated potassium channel complex. Lineage: Eukaryota; Metazoa; Cnidaria; Anthozoa; Scleractinia; Merulinidae. Gene Ontology annotation, biological process: detection of calcium ion; potassium ion transport.
AACCAUUUCAAUCCCAGCGGACAGGAGUGCUAUCAGAGAACAAAAACAGUACAAAGUUAUUAAACUUCAAUCAAUCUGGUCUAAUUUUGCGGCUCACGAUCGCUGGCGUUGGUGGGAAAGAUGUAUGCUAACUACCUAAAGCUCACUGUAGUUAUCGCGAGUUUGAUGUUUGUUACGGGGUUUAUUGCCUUGAUGGUCUUGUCUACAACUAAAGUGCUUCCUGCUCAGAAAGGGUUAAACUUCGAACAAGCGACUUGCCGUGUAACACACAGUGAAAUAUCAUGUGCAACAAGCAACUGCGGCGAUGAGAGUAAACACGUUGAAACUUCUCGAUGUCUUAAAGUUUACGUGCUCUGUGAAGAUGACAAAUCCAUAAACAAGAAUAGAAACGUUUCCAACGACAAACAAAUCGGGUAUUUGCUACGAAAAGAUGUGCAUCACUUAAACGACAAGUGUUCCUAUGAGAUUGCUCCAAAUAUCAGCCAUUCAGACUCAGACACCAGUCGAAAAAACCUGGAAGAGCUUCAGCAGCAGAAGGGGAAGCCUGGAUCGACAUUCAAGUUCUAUCGCAAUCCUAAAGCCCCGGAUGAAGUGGUUUACGAGAAUCACAGCAAAGAAGAAUACAGACAUGUUGUGUUACAGAGCGUAUUGUGGCCCGUUGCUUUAAUUGCACUCUCGAUUUUGAUACUAAUUUCGGCCAUGUGCUUUUGGCCAACUCGUAGAGAGUACAGGAGAAUUCCAUGAGUUAUUAGCGAGUAAAGUACAUUGCAGUUACAAAAGGGUCUAGGUAUGACAAAAGUCAGUGGCUCAACCAGCUUGUUAGUCCCAGGCCGUCACAAUUCAAGUAAGAAAGAGAAAGGCAAAUAUCAAGACAAUAUUGUAAGCAAAUGCCAGAUACAGAUACAGAUUUCAAAGGAACAUGUUGAUCGCUAUAUGAAGUUUAUUAUGUUAUUGGAAGAAGACUUGAUAUCAAUCAAACUUAUUUUGGAGAGACUCUAUGAAUAACUAUUUUUCGUCAAGAAACUUUCAAACUCAGGCUUCACAGGGUGAAUCUAUAACAGAUAUCUAGAGAGCGACUGAGUUAUAUUUUGUUAGGGGUUCUUAUUUCUAAUUCUUAGCCCUUCCUGGAUGUGGUGCAUCACGAGGAAUAAAUAUUUGUAGCUUUGGUAGUU